Messenger RNA from Pocillopora damicornis (cauliflower coral), 1492 nucleotides. RefSeq names its product acid phosphatase type 7. Lineage: Eukaryota; Metazoa; Cnidaria; Anthozoa; Scleractinia; Pocilloporidae. The record is from RefSeq and is a predicted model, not a curated record. Gene Ontology annotation, molecular function: metal ion binding; acid phosphatase activity.
CCGCAGUUCUUGGUUUAUGGAGACAUGGGUCGAAUUGGAGGAGCUCCCAGUCUUAAACGGCUUAUUAUGGAAGCUAGGUCCGGAAACAACACGGCCGCAUUGCAUGUUGGGGACUUCGCCUACGACCUUCAAACUGAUGGAGGACUUAAUGGUGACGCGUUUAUGAACAGAAUUCAGGACAUGGCCGCGUGGAUUCCUUACAUGACAUGUGUUGGAAAUCACGAGAUUCCUUUCAACUUCAGUCAUUACCGAUACAGGUUUUCCAUGCCGCAACUUCAGUGGCCCACUGAAAUCGACAGAAUGUGGUACAGCUUUGACGUCGCCAGAGCUCACUUCAUCGCUUACUCGUCUGAAGUAUACUUCACCAACGGCUCCAUUCAGGGUCAACUCGAGUGGUUAACCAACGACCUUAAAAAGGCGAAUCAGCCCGAGAACCGUGCUAAGCGUCCUUGGAUAAUUGCAUUUGGUCACAGACCAAUGUACUGUUCAAAUAUUGAUAAAGAUGAUUGUACCACGCUUCACUCUGUGGUUAGACACAGCUUGGAACCGUUGUUUUUCCAGUACGGUGUAGACAUUAUCAUCGAAGCGCAUGAACACUCGUACGAACGCCUCUGGCCAGUGUUCAACGACACAGUAACAGCCCACAACUACAGCAAUCCAAAGGCCCCAGUCCACCUGAUAUCGGGCGCAGCAGGCUGCAAUGAGGCUUAUGGAAUAUGCGUGAAUCCCAUGUUAGGACCUAGAGGUCCCUGGUCCGCCUUCCGCGAGUGGUUCCCAGGCAAUGCUGGUUACGGUAAACUGAGGAUUGAGAACUCAACUCAUGUGUACUGGGAACAAAUUGAAGCUUAUGAUGGUUCGGUUACAGACAGUAUAUGGAUUAAACAGGAACACCACGGGCCUUUCAAACCCCUGGAUCCGUGAUUAUAGUAGGAGACAGAGGGUAACAGCACAAAGUACAGGACACUGUAUAUUUAACCUAGAAUUUCGCUGACCAGCUGCUUUACGUGGAAUCAUUCAAUGGAACUCAAAAUGUUAUUUAUUCCAAAACAUACAGUACAACGUUUAUAUUUUUAGCACUCUUUAACUGCUUUUAACAUAAUUUUGGAGAGAUUUCGAAGUUUCUAUUCUUCAAAAAUGUUCGCACUGAAUGUAAUAAAAUUUAAGUAGUAUCAUAUUGAACUGGAGCUCCAAAAGUCAUCUGGAUGGUGUCAGAUUGAACGAAAAAUAUUUCUUAUUUAAGACUGUAAUCUCGAACUGCUACGAUCAUGUACGGGACUCUUAUUGUAAGAAUUGAAUUUUGAAUACAUUUAAGAUUCUUUUUCGGCUUCGUAUAUAUAUGUAACCACCUUUCCACCGCCUUAGUGCACUCGUGUGCGGGCGUUUGAUAUUUUAGAUGUGUAAGACGCGAUGCAUUUCUUCGAUGUGUGAUGGUGGGUCAAAGGGGAGCGAAGUCAUUUGACGGGGAACUAAUAGAUAAUAAACAUGGAUUGUG